UUUUACCCUUUUCUUUUUAUUUUCUUCUUCUCAUGGAUUUUAUCAAAAAAUUUUAUUUUAUAAAGAUUUCAAAAUCUUCUUCAUCCAAAAAAUCAAUCUUGGACCAUCAAAGGUCAAUAUCACUAAGCAAUACGAAUAGCGAUGAAAGUCUGCUAUCUGAUUACAGUGACGAUGAACAAGCACCAGUGCUGACCUACAGACAACGAUCGAUCUUAAAGAAAUCCAGAAGAAAAACUCAACUUCAAAAGAAAAAAUCUUUGGAUACAUUGUACUUCCAGCAAAAACAAAAUGAUGAUCCAUUAGUCCAUCUGGCUAUUAAAGUACAAGAAAAGAAUGAUCACGAUGUAAAAAUUGAUCCAAGUAACAGAAAAAGUUUAUUAUCGAACAACUAUCAAGUAUCUCAAAAGACCAAAUUAAAAUUAAAUAGUAAUAACGACUACUCUACACUGUAUUCGCCGUUUACGCAAAGGCCCGAAAUCAUCGAAGAUGAUUAUAUACCAUUACCCACAGUAACACGAAACUAUAUAGAUCCGCCUCCCGACUCUAUAAUAGACUCGCUCCCGUAUCCGUUUAGGACUCGUCGACCGGUAAAACAUAAGAUCCAGCAGUAUGAGAACGCACUCCCAUCGCCGAUACCAUCUACUGAAAGACUUAUUUCAAACCCAAAGAGACACAGCAUAGGCAACGGCCAAAUGGAUAGACUUUUAUCUUCCAAUCGCAAAAAUCAUAAAACACCACACACAAACGAUUUCUGGUUAAUAACAAGACGCAAUUCCAUAUCCAUAGAAACUCAUAUCUCAAAGAAAAUGUGCCACUGAUAGCAUUAUCAUCAUCAUAAGUAACUCACACUGAGAUUAUGUUGCUCUUUUGUAACUUAAUGUCAACAAAAACCAGCAAGGGCAAGAAGUAAAAACUUGCCUCUUCCAUCAGCCACAAACAUAAUAUACCGCUGGCGGUAGGAGAAAUAUUUAUUAGCAACAAGGCAUUUAUCCAGAAUAAAGACUUGAAUUUUUCUAACAGGAUAGUUUGAACAUAGACAGUAGCAGUUUGAUCUACAAAAAGCGAUGCCUCUUCAGGAAAUCGCGACUUUUUGUAUGACAGUAAUGAAAUCCAGUUUAAUUUCUUAUUUUGCUGUCAUAAAUUAAAUUUUGAAAAAUAUCUUUUAACUAAAUCCGGUCUCGUCGCACAACCUGUAAGGAACUAUAGUUAACAAAAAUAAAAAUAUUCUUUUUAAUGAGCAAAUUUUAUUUAUAUCACCAAC
Molecule: messenger RNA, 1261 nt
Organism: Mucor mucedo
Lineage: Eukaryota; Fungi; Mucoromycota; Mucoromycetes; Mucorales; Mucoraceae
Exons: 2
Coding region: 33-818 (261 amino acids)
Source: RefSeq, a predicted model, not a curated record